GGCUCCCGGAGCUGACGUUGCAAGAGGAGGAAAUGGGAGCGCAGAAGCCGGGGUGUCGGGGGUAGGGUUUGAGGAGGGUGAAGAGUGGGUUCUGAGGGUGAGUGAAUGCCCUGGGGUAAAAUACCAGGGGGUUGCGGUUUCCUGUUACUGACCAGUGAUUGAACAGCAGGGUCUCCUCCCUCACUGACCCACCCUCCCCACCCCUGUGCCCGUUCUCUACUACCCCACCCUCCCCUCCCCUGUAUCCAUUCUCUGCUGCCCCACCCUCCUCUCCCCUGUACCCAUUCUCUACUGCCCCACCCUCCCCACCCCUGUACCCGUUCUGUACUGCCCCACCCCUGUGCCCGUUCUCUACUGCCCCACCCUCCCCACCCCUGUGCCCGUUCUCCCUUCCACCAGGGUAACCAUGAGUGGAGCGGCUUUGGGCAUCGAUAUCGUGGCAGUUUUCUUCCUGGCUCUGCUCGUUCUCUAUCGCUACGCUGACUUCAGGAAGCAGCACCGCCUGGUGAUUGUCGCCACACUCCUGGCCUGGUACCUCUGCUUCCUCAUCGUCAUCAUCCUACCACUGGACGUCACCACGACCAUUUACAGACAAUGUAAAGUCGACAAGUCCAAGAUUUUACCCACAGCAGCCUCCAACUCCACAAAGGCAUUUAUCGUGAGCACUGCCAACUCCUCCCACGGCGAGGCCAGUUCCCAGCUGCCUCAGGAAUGCUUUAAACCCUGGAGUUACAUUCCCAGUGGGAUUCUGCCUGUCUUUUGGCGUGUGGUUUAUUGGACAUCCCAGUUCCUGACUUGGAUCCUGCUGCCCUUCAUGCAAUCGUACGCUCGCUCAGGCGAUUUCUCCAUCACCGGCAAGAUUAAAACUGCUCUGAUCGAGAACGCCAUCUACUACGGAACCUACCUGCUGAUAUUCGGAGCACUCUUAAUCUACGUGGCAGUUCACCCCGGGCUGAGGCUCGACUGGUACCAGCUGCAAACCAUAGGCAUCACGGCUGCCAAUACCUGGGGCCUCUUCCUGCUGGUGCUCCUGCUGGGGUAUGGCCUGGUGGAACUGCCUCGCUCCUACUGGCAGGCAGCACAACGCGGACACCUACUGGCAAAGGCCCAGUUCAAGGCAGCCAAACUCAUGACCGAAAAGGUGGAUGCAGAGGAAACACUGGAGGAUGUGAUGGAGGAGGUGAGGAAGCUGAAUGACACAGUCAAAUACAACCACCCCCUCAGGAAGUUUGUGGACACCAUUCUCCGGAAGUGCCCCACAGAGUACCAGGAGAGGAUGGGCAGGAACAUGGAUGACUACGAGGACUUUGAUGAGAACACAAACACCUAUCCGAGUGAGAGGAGCUUGGUGAAGUUGCACAAACAGGUGAUAUACGCUGUACAGCGAUACCAGCGGACCCGGGUACAGUGGGACAUGCUGCUGGCACAGGCAUUCCACCUGGAGGACGUGGCACGGAACCAGAGCAGCACCAGCCGACACUUUGUCCCGGGAUUCCAGAACUGCGAGUCCAGGGGCUGGUUCACCCACUACGUCUACACCCCCCGUGUCGAGUGGUACUGGGAGUGUGUGCUUCGCGGAUGGUGUUACCGAGCCCUGGCUCUGGUGCUGGCUGCCUUCUCGGUGCUGGUGGUCUGGUCUGAGUGCAGCUUCUUCAGUACCAACCCCGUCCUCUCACCCUUCGCCAUCUUUAUCAGCCUGGCCCAGUCCACCUACAACUACCUGCACAUUCAGAUGGCCUGUUUCAUCAGCAUCUCCUUCCUGAGCAUUUGUGUCUACUGGACAGUGUUCCGCAUUCGGGUAUUUAACUACUACUACCUGGCUGCUCACCACCAGACUGACGCCUACAGCCUGCUCUUCAGUGGCAUGCUGUUCUGUCGACUGACCCCACCGCUGUGUCUCAACUUCCUGGGGUUGAUCCACAUGGAUUCUGCAAUCUCUCACCAGGCCCGCGAGCAGACGGCGUACACGUCGAUCAUGGGCUCGAUGAAAGUGAUACCGUUCAUCGCAGAUGGCUUCUACAUCUACUACCCCAUGUUGGUGCUGAUCCUCUGUAUCGCCACAUACUUCAGCCUCGGUACUCGCUGCCUGAAUCUCCUUGGGUUCCAACAGUUCAUGGGAGACAACGAGAUGACCUCUGACCUUGUGGAUGAAGGAAAGGAGCUGAUUAAAAGAGAGAAGAGGAAGCGUCAACGACAGGAGGAGGGGACGACACGACGCAGAGUUUGGAAGGAACGUUACGGGAGCCAGAACUCUGAACCAGUGAGGAGUCGCAACCAUUCUGACUCCCCAGACUCGUCGCUGACCCCAGCCCGGGCAACCCCCCAGCGAGACUCGGACCGGACGGAGCUGCUGCCGGAUUCGGACUGCACGGAUUUCGCUGCUGACCCUGUUGCUGACAGUGAGCCGAACGCCCAACCGGGCAGGUACCAGCCAAUGGGAAGGUAUUUAUCCAUGUCCCGCAGCAGGAUUUUCGAUGAUGUUUGAGUAUUGGUCCCCUUGCCUGGAACCCCAACAUGUCCGGUUCUUGUGAGUGACUCCAUUCCACCACCCUACCCAAUCCUACCCCACCUUCCCUCUCCCCACACAUUCCCCCAUCAUCUCCCACCCCACCCUCAACCUCGCCGUGAGACUGUUCUCCUUAACACUACUUGAGCGAUUGGACGUUUCCUACUGCUGGUGGAAGGGUUUCAGCUGAAUUCGGGAUGACUCCUCCCCCAACAGCAUGUCACUGACCUGCCUGGACCAGAGGGAAUCCCCAGUCCGUGUGGCCAGCGGCAGGCCACCUCGUCCCUGCCUGUGUGCUGCACUUUCUUGCUGUGGAAUGUAGGGGUUACGUUGGCUUGUGCUGUGAUUAUUGUAUUCGUAGCCCUGAUGUAAAGAAUCACUGUAAUUUAUUGGGUGUCUAAUAAAUGGCUGACUGUUUCCUGUGCUUUCUUUAGCUUUACUAUUGUCUAGCAUACUGUUCAAGGUAAAUUUAUUGCCAACAUUCAUUAUGUCACCAUAUGCAUUCAUUUUCUUGCUGACAUACUCAAUAAAUCCAAUUAGAAUAAUAACCAUAAUGGGAUCAAUGAAAGACCACACCAGCAUGAGUGUACAAC
Messenger RNA from Mobula hypostoma (lesser devil ray), 3099 nucleotides. It is a transcript of the gene lmbrd2b, whose product is annotated as LMBR1 domain containing 2b. The record is from RefSeq and is a predicted model, not a curated record. Gene Ontology annotation, biological process: adrenergic receptor signaling pathway. Bases 407 to 2485 code for a protein of 692 amino acids. NCBI's taxonomy places the organism in Eukaryota, Metazoa, Chordata, Chondrichthyes, Myliobatiformes, Myliobatidae. Gene Ontology annotation, cellular component: membrane. The transcript has 18 exons.